This is a messenger RNA of Paramecium tetraurelia, 1419 nucleotides long. RefSeq lists its product as uncharacterized. NCBI's taxonomy places the organism in Eukaryota, Ciliophora, Oligohymenophorea, Peniculida, Parameciidae. Gene Ontology annotation, molecular function: glutathione transferase activity. The record is from RefSeq and is a predicted model, not a curated record. Gene Ontology annotation, cellular component: cytoplasm. Gene Ontology annotation, biological process: glutathione metabolic process. The transcript has 3 exons.
AUGUUAAUAACACUUUAUUUUAAUCCUUACUCCCAUAGAUGUUUAUCUGUUAAGACAGUCCUAUAGUUAACAAAGAGCGAUUUCAAUGAAAAAAUCAUUGAUGUUCUCAAAGGGGAAAAUCUCAAGCAUGCUUUUACUAAUAUCAACCCUAAUCAGACCGUGCCAGCUAUUACUGAAGGGUUUUUCAGUUUAUUUGAAAGUCACGCAAUAAUAAAAUACAUUUGCAUAAACAAGCCUGACUUCGGAUUAUAUCCUAAAAGUUUAUAAAAUUAAGCCUUAGUUGAUUCAUAUUUAGAUUGGCAUCAAAAUGAAUUUACUAAACUUUUAGACUAUUCUAAAGAGUUUUAUUUGAAACCAUUGUUGAAAGGGGAUAGAGUUCCAGAAAAUAGAGUUUCGAGACUAAUUGACAUUGAAGAAGUAUUACAUUUUUUUAUCAAAACUUUUCUAAACAAUGGCCAUUAUAAUUAUAUUUUUGACUAACACAACUUUACAAUUGCAGAUAUAAGGUAAACAAUUGUAUAUUCUUUAAGAGCAGUUUGUGAUUUGACAUCCCUAUUUAUUUGUAAUUUUGAUUUCGAAAAGUUCCCAGUUUUAGAGCAAUAUAUUAUGAGAAUUUUUAAAAUACCAGAAUUAUACAUAUCACAUUAGGAUUAUUUUAAUUUAAUAUCGAAACAAAAAUAUAAAAAUCAGUUCAUUUAAUCAAUAUUGACUAGAUAACCUAAAUAAGAAUAAAUUACUCUAUAUUUUCAUCCAUUUUCAUCGCCGUCAAGAGCGGUGAGAUCAUUAUUUUUAUUGGCUAAAAUUGAGUAUAAUGAAAAAGUUAUAGAUAUUCUGAAAUCCGAUAAUUAUUCUUAAAUAAAUCCAGAUAAGACAGUUCCAUCCAUUAAAUAAGGAACUUUUACACUCUUCGAAAGCCAUGCAAUUUUAAAAUACAUAUGUGAAUAAUAUCGACUGUUAAGUUUUUAUCCAUUAGAAGACUAAAAACUUAAAGCUUAGAUAGAUAGUUAUUUGGACUUUCACCUAAAUGAAAUGAGACAAAUUACUGAAUAUGUUAUGAGAAUAUAAAAAAAUCAGAAUGGGCAGGAAGCAAAAUCAAAAAAACAAACUAUAGAUUAGUUGUUAUAAUUUUUUGUUAAAGUUUUUCUCAAUGGAGGAAAAUAUAAGUAUAUCUAUAAUCAAAAAACUAUCUCAAUAGCAGAUUUAAGUGCUGUCAAUGAAAUCCUAUUUUUAGUAAUGGCAAAUUAUGAAUUUAAUAGUGUACCUCAAAUUUAAAAAUAUAUAAUUAACAUUCUCGAUAAUUAGAAUGUGAAGUAGUCUAACAAAGAAUAUUUUUCAUCAAUAAGCAGUAAUUAACAUCAUAAUUUUAAUUAAUUUAAUAAGCAGCUAAUAGCAUCUUAAAAAAAAAGGGGAUGUUGUUGA